CGUUGCGUUAUCCAAAACUUAAACAAAAGUGAUUAACAACAAUCAUGCGGGUUUUAGAUAUCAAAUCUCUCACUUUGAGAAGGAAUGUUCAAAUUAGAAUUCGGAUAUGAAAUCGGCGGGUUUUAUAAAACAGGAACAUGGAUGAGGUAUAAGCAGAAUGUGAAGUCACCCCCAGUCACCCUGACAAACAUUCAUCGUCGAUCACUCAAUAGAUGACGUCACGAUACUGGAACAUCACCUAGUGGGACACUGGGUAACUUGGAACUAUUUGCAUGGGCUAUUUUGAGAAUGGUUCAUCCAUGGAUGGCGACUAAAUCGAGGCAAGGAUACUUGCAUCAAUAAGAUGGAUGGCGUUUGCUUCUUGGAUCUUAAACUAUGAGCUAAUUUUCCCAUUUGGGGAGUGGAAGAAGACCUUGAAGUUGAACUCUCGCCAUCUUGUGGACAAAUUUACAGCGAUUGAUCCAAAACAAGUUUUACGUAUAACUAUCUGAAGCAUCCUUGAUCUGGAGUAUGUUCUUCUUGGAAUUAAAAUGCCUUUGAAUCAAAUAUGUCGCAUUGUGCCCGCCGUUCGGCCGUCUUCGCGUUAUUUAUCGAGUUCCUACAGAUAUGACGAUGUUAAGGACACCGUGUUAACGGCUCCCAAAAAGUUCAACUUUGCUCAAGAUGUGAUCGACAAAUGGGCGGGAGAAACGGGCAAUAAUUUGGCUUUGCAGCAUUUAUCUUCUGACCACACGCACAGGUCAUGGUCCUUUACCGAGCUCAGCACCCAGUCCAAGCAAAUGGGAGCGGCCUUGAGGUCUUUGGGCGAAAUGAAACGAGCGGUUACCAUUCUGCCCAAAGUCCCGGAAUGGUGGCUCUUAAACGUGGCCGCCAUGAGAACUCAUACCGUCUUAUUUCCGGGCACCAUUCAGCUUACGGCCGAGGAUAUUGCCAUGCGAUUGGCCAAGGCUGAGGCUGAUACCAUCUUUGCUGAUGUGAGCACCGCCUUGAAAGUUGAGGCCCUGAAGCUGAACGCAACUCAUAAGGUCCUGGUUCAUGGACAAGAGUCUGAAGUUCAGGAUCUGAUUAAUCGGCAUGGCUGGACCAGUCUGCAAGAGCUUUUAGAUCAGAAUGGCUCGACCGAAAUCGAACCCGUGGAAACGGAUGCUUCUCAGAUGAUUCAAGUCUACUUCACCUCGGGGACUACGGGCGAGCCCAAAAUGGUGCCGCACUCCCAGCGUUCGUAUGGAUAUUGCCAUUGGGUGACCGGGAAAUAUUGGUUAGAUCUGGCUCCCCAUGACUUGCAUUGGAACAUAUCGGAUCCAGGUUGGGCCAAAUCCGCUUGGUCCAACGUGUUUGCUCCAUGGUCUCAAGGAGCGGGUGUUUUCAUUCACGGUGCCAAUAGAGUGGUGGCCAAAGACGUCUUGGAGGUCCUAGGAACACAGCCUGUGACCACUUUGUGCGCUCCGCCCACUCUAUACCGGAGUUUGAUUCAAGAGGACUUGGUCACAUGCUCCUUUAAGGCGCUGAGACAUUGCGUUUCGGCGGGCGAACCGCUGAACGAAGAGAUCAUUCUGGCUUGGGAAGCGGCCACCGGUCUUCUCAUUAAGGAGGGCUACGGCCAGACUGAAACCACCCUAGUCUGCGGAAACUUUGAAGGAAUGGAUGUCCGACCAGGGUCAAUGGGCAAGGCUGCUCCGGGUUAUGACAUCAAAAUUGUGAACAAUAUGGGUCAGGAAGUGCCUGUGGGCGAACAAGGAAAUAUUGGCGUCUACUGUCGACCUCACCGACCCGAGGGUCUCUUCGAAGGGUACUUGGGAGAGCCGGAAAAGACGGGUUACUCAUUUUCUGGGGAUUUCUAUCUCACUGGCGAUCGAGCUAGCAUGGACAAAGAUGGUUACAUCUGGUUUGCCGCUCGAACCGAUGACAUUAUUAUUUCGGCGGGCUAUCGAAUCGGACCUUUUGAAGUGGAAUCGGCCCUGCUCCAGCAUCCGGCCGUUUCCGAAUCUGCCGUGGUAGCCUCUCCCGACUUGGUCCGAGGUCAGGUGGUCAAGGCUUUCAUUGUGCUCACCCCUGCUUACGUGGAGGAGAUCAAAUCCAAGGAUGGCAAGGAAAGGUUGAUCAAGGAGCUGGAAAACUUUGUCAAGACAAAAACUGCGCCAUACAAGUACCCGCGAAAGAUCGCCUUUGUCAAGUCGUUGCCCAAGACGGUUAGCGGGAAAAUCAAACGCGCAGAGUUGAGAAGCCAGGAAACCAAGCGGAUCUCAUGAUGACUCAAAAUGUCAAAACAAAUCACUGAUAAUCAGAAAUAGUCUCAUUCAUGCAAAUAUCAAAAUAUCAAUUCAUUUUCAUCACACGGA
Tigriopus californicus is the source of this 2339-nucleotide messenger RNA. RefSeq names its product acyl-coenzyme A synthetase ACSM3, mitochondrial-like. NCBI's taxonomy places the organism in Eukaryota, Metazoa, Arthropoda, Copepoda, Harpacticoida, Harpacticidae. The coding region runs from base 531 to 2249 and encodes 572 amino acids. Gene Ontology annotation, cellular component: mitochondrial matrix. The transcript is spliced from 3 exons. Gene Ontology annotation, biological process: acyl-CoA metabolic process; fatty acid biosynthetic process. The record is from RefSeq and is a predicted model, not a curated record. Gene Ontology annotation, molecular function: fatty-acyl-CoA synthase activity; fatty acid ligase activity.